Molecule: messenger RNA, 1381 nt
Organism: Neodiprion virginianus
Lineage: Eukaryota; Metazoa; Arthropoda; Insecta; Hymenoptera; Diprionidae
Gene: Tim8
Product: mitochondrial import inner membrane translocase subunit Tim8
Exons: 2
Coding region: 108-401 (97 amino acids)
Source: RefSeq, a predicted model, not a curated record
ACUUUGUAGACAAAAUUUCGCCGACCUACUGCUACAGAUAAAAGAAUAUAAAUUGAUGAUAAAUUAAUCGAUACCAGAGUAAAAAAUAUAGCAAAAACAAACAAAACAUGGCAGAUUUAUUCAGUAACACAUCUACGUUUGACGAUAGUCGAAAGCCGAAAAGUGGCGAGGCUGAAUUACAGGAAUUUCUGAUGGUCGAAAAGCAGAAAGCUCAAUUCAAUGCGCAGAUACACGAGUUCAACGACUUCUGUUGGGACAAGUGUAUGGACAAACCAGGUAGCAAGCUGGACAGCCGGACAGAAACGUGUCUAAACAACUGCGUGGAUAGAUUCAUAGAUGUGUCUCUUUUAAUAACGAAUAGAUUUGCUCAGCUACUCCAGAAAAGUGCAGGUGGAAUGUGAAUAUUAGCUGAUUAGUUAUAUGUGCCACAAAUUUUUACAACUUACACUUGUUAAUGCGGCUCGAUAUUGUUAAAAAAAUAGUCCCAGAAUAAAAAUGUUCAAAUUUCUUUUAACAAAUUGACAAGUCACAACACUGAUUCGUUUCCUCCAAUAUUGCAGCAAUGCUACAAUAUCAGCAACUAAAUUGUCUCACCAAAUAAUUUACUGACCAUACUAGCUUAGCGUGAAAAACUGAGGAACGGUAAGACCUGAGUUCAAAUCCCCAGCCUGUCAAGGAGAACUUGAGCAGCAGCUUUUCUGCAGUAAGAUUUCUGUAGUAUUCCGUGUCCCUUGUGCAAAUGUGAGUGUUUCUGCUAAACAUCUUUAGAUGACUACAGUCGUAUGAUGAUGAUCUCUAAUUCAUCUCUUCCCUUGCUCUGCACAAGAUUCCAAUAAUCUACUGGGUAUGUCGAGAAAUGGCAGUGCUUAUCAUUAUUAGUGUAAGAAUCUGAGUAGUUAUUGAGACUACAAAUUUGCAGAGUCGAAAGUGGUAACAGGGGGGAAUACUUCAAGUUCUGAUCUACUGGAAAUAAAUGUAAAAUAUUUUAAACAACGUUCAAUUAUGAUUAUUGUAACAAUAAGUUAUAUAUAGUCGUGAAAAAAUAUAACGAAUAUUUAUACGCCUCUUUCACAUAAGAACAUUAUAUACAUAUCGGUCGUUGUGGUAAACACAUGUUGUAAAAUGCAUCUUUUUUCCAGAAAUCUUGAUUCUUCCAUCCACACCAGCCUUUGGUAAUAAUUGUUGUUAAAUUUUCUCCGCCCGUAUAGUGAGGAUCGAGAAUCAAAAACUUCACAUCUCCCGAAUUCUCAUUGUAGUCUAUGCCCAAGAUUGUGUGAGCCAACACACCACCACCUAAUCAGAAAUAUAUUAGAAUAUUUUGAAACUGACCUUCGAUAAUGUAUGAAGCUUGCUAUAUGUAAUAAAAAAAUUUGCCGGUUAA